AUGUCAAUAAUUAUAAAUUCAAACAAAACUAAACUGGUCGGUUUAGUGGCCGGUGUAUCAUUUCUUCUAUCGGCCGGUUUUAUCAAUUUGAAUAUACUCAAUUGGCAAGAUCAGGCGCAGAUAGAAGAACAAUUAUACCUUAAAUCUAUUGAACGUCAAAUUUUUUCAUUACCAAUAGUAAAAGAAUUAAAAAAUGAUUCAUCGUAUGAAUUAAGAGUUCAUGAUAAAGGUGCACGACAAAAAAAUCAUUUUACCACCGGAACUUUGAGAGGAAAAGGAAAAUUUGUCGUUAAACCUUUAAUUUUCUUUUCAGAGGAAAAAAAAGAAUGUGUCUAUAUUCUACAUGUUGGAAGUGAUAUGUGUGGUCAUAAUGGAAUCGUUCAUGGUGGAUUAUUAUCAACUAUAAUGGAUGAAGUAUUGGCCAUAGCUUCCAUACCUUGCUUGCCAGGUAAAAAUGGCGCUACUGCCUUUUUACACGUAAAUUUUCGUAAACCAUGUAAAGCAGAACAAAUUUUAAUUGGUCGUGGUAAAACUACUAAAUUGGAAGGAAGAAAAGGGUUCGUUGAAGGAACUUUAGAAACUUUAGAUGGUAUUAAAUUAGUUGAUGCUAAUGCUUUAUUUAUCAGCGUAAAGAAAUUAGAAUAA
Messenger RNA from Funneliformis mosseae, 645 nucleotides. The record is from the annotation of a GenBank genome assembly. NCBI's taxonomy places the organism in Eukaryota, Fungi, Glomeromycota, Glomeromycetes, Glomerales, Glomeraceae.